AGAGAAAUUAUCCAAACAUGAAUCCCUAUUCUCUCCUCCAUAAACUACGAUAAAAGCCAUUCGAUUCUCCACAACGCGCAGCCAAGCCGUCUCUAUACCGCUCAUUCAAUUACGAAAUCAUCGACAAUCGACUUCACUUUAAACCCUGAAAAUGGCAGAGGAUAACAUCAGUGAACAUGAGACAGAGGCAAUGCCUGAGAACUCUGUUCCAGUUGAAAUUCAAGAUCCCGAGAAUGAGCAGGAUGAUGCUGUAGAAACUCAAGAUAAUGAAGAUAAUGAGGAAGAACAAGGUGGUGCUGAUGUGGAGGAUGCUGACGUGGCAGGUACUGCUGUAGUUGACACUGUUGCAGAAGGUGCUGUGGAAAAGAAAUGGCCAGGGUGGCCUGGAGAGAAUGUUUUCAGGCUGUUGGUUCCUGUGCAAAAAGUUGGUGGCAUCAUUGGUCGGAAGGGAGAGUACAUAAAGAAAACCUGUGAAGAAACAAGGGCCCGCAUUAAAAUUCUUGAUGGGCCUCCUGGCACUACUGAAAGAACUGUGUUGAUUUCUGCAAAAGAGGAACCAGAUGCUUUAAUUCCACCUGCCAUUGAUGGUUUGUUGAAGGUUCAUCAACGUGUGAUGGAUGCUGACAGUGAUCCUGCACGUGUCCAGCCUGCCACCAUCUCCACUAGGCUUCUUGUUGCAGGGACACAAGGUGGAAGCUUGAUAGGGAAACAGGGUGCCACCAUUAAAACCAUUCAAGAUUCUUCAAAUUGUAAAAUCCGUGUCAUAGGAGAAAACCUACCGAUUUUUGCUUUACCUGAUGAUAGUGUUGUGGAGAUACAAGGGGAGGCGACAGGUGUACACAAGGCUGUUGAGCUGGUUGCUACUCAUCUAAGAAAGUUCUUAGUUGAUCGCAGUGUUAUUGGGAUAUUCGAGAUGCAAAUGCAAAUGCCAAAUCCUCGUCAACAUCAAGAGAUGCCACCUCCCCAACCGUGGGGCCCAGGCCCAGGCCCGUCUCCUCAAGGUGGUUUCCCAAUGAACGCGGGUGGUUUUGGGGCCAAUCAGUUUAUGCCACCUCAGCAGCACCAGUUUGACAACUUUUACCCGCCUCAACCAAUGGAUAAAGUACAGCCUCGCCAGCAGGGCCCACCGCCUAGCUUUGGCAGGGAUCCAUCCAUGGGACCACCUCACAGUCACACUUCAACUCCUCAACCACAGGCACAACAAUCCAUAGUCACAAAGGUGUCGCAUAACAUGCAGAUCCCACUUUCAUAUGCUGAUGCUGUAAUUGGUACAUCUGGCACAAAUAUUAGUUAUAUCAGACGAGCAAGUGGUGCAACAAUUGCAAUUCAAGAAACACGUGGAGUUCCUGAUGAAAUGACUGUUGAGAUUAAUGGAUCUGCUUCACAGGUUCAGACAGCUCAGCAAUUAAUUCAGAAUUUUGUGGCGGAAGCUGCAACUGCUGCUCAGAAUUCUGCUGCAAGUGCUCCACCACCUGCCCAAGCAUAUAAUCCGUACCCUGGUCAUGCUCCUCCUCCGGCUUACGCGUCUCAGCCACCCCCCACUGGCCAUGCACCUCCUGCUGCCGAGUAUGGUGGACCCGUGUAUGGAGGGAAUUAUGGGUAUUGAUUGAAAUGUCCUUCCUUGUGUGAGAUUGGUUUCUGUUAUGAAUGAAUGGGAACAUGUUGUAACAGGAUGGAUAUUCUUGUUUAGAAAUUAGGUAGAUUGUUUGUUUCUUUGUUUGAUUUGUUAGUGUUGAGAACCUUCGUUUUGAAUGAUAUUUUGAAACCUUAAUCCAAUCAAA
Molecule: messenger RNA, 1781 nt
Organism: Lactuca sativa (garden lettuce)
Lineage: Eukaryota; Viridiplantae; Streptophyta; Magnoliopsida; Asterales; Asteraceae
Product: flowering locus K homology domain
Molecular function (GO): RNA binding
Source: RefSeq, a predicted model, not a curated record